Podarcis lilfordi (Lilford's wall lizard) is the source of this 546-nucleotide messenger RNA. The record is from the annotation of a GenBank genome assembly. NCBI's taxonomy places the organism in Eukaryota, Metazoa, Chordata, Lepidosauria, Squamata, Lacertidae.
AUGACCCCGCCAUUUCCUGGGUGCAGCGGAUGUUGUGCUUCUCAUCGUCUUUCUGCCACGACGUCUGUGCCCAACCCCGUGUUGCCGCCGGCACCUGGGAAGCCUCAACAGCCGGCCCUCAGUUCUUCCACUUUGCAGGGGGCUGCCCCAGACAGGGCAGGGUUACCGGAUGUCGGCCUAAUCCUGAAGCCCUACCAGGAUUUGGUGGACGUGUCUGAGAAAAAGGGGGCUGAGGCUUUGCCACCCCAUCGGACUUACGAUUGUCCUAUUGACUUGCAGCCAGGAGCAGAGAGUCCUUUCGGCCGCAUUUAUGCCUUGUCAGCCCCUGAACUUGGGGCCCUCCGAGAGUACUUAGAUGACAACCUUGCCAGGGGGUUCAGUCGCCCCUCUACUUCCCUGCUGGCCCCCUCCCCACCUGCAUGUUUUCCGGCUGCCUGCGCAUCCCUAGAAUGCUUCCUAGAAUGCGCAUCCCUAGAAUGCUUCCCUGGACGCAGCAGCACCGGAGCACGGAGAGGAGGUGGCGGCGGCUGUCGGUUGCGCUCCUAG